Messenger RNA from Dermacentor silvarum, 816 nucleotides. RefSeq lists its product as uncharacterized. Gene Ontology annotation, molecular function: nucleic acid binding; zinc ion binding. The transcript is spliced from 2 exons. NCBI's taxonomy places the organism in Eukaryota, Metazoa, Arthropoda, Arachnida, Ixodida, Ixodidae. The record is from RefSeq and is a predicted model, not a curated record. Bases 1 to 816 code for a protein of 271 amino acids.
AUGGCCACUGCAUCGCAGCCGGGCCUUCAGCAGCCGUCACCGCUGGACUUCGACACUACCUCGGAGUGGCCGGCGUGGAUACUGCACUUCGACGACUGUCGCUAUGCAUCGGGUCUGAACGAGCGCUCAGAAGAGGCACAAGUACGCACUCUGCUUUAUACCAUGGGCCGACAAGCAAGGGACAUCUUCGCCACCUUCAACCUUUCUGCAGACGAUUCGAAGAAAUUUGAGCUGGUCAAGAAGAAGUUCGAUGAUGACUUCAUCAAGGAGAGCAACGUUGUCUACGAGAGCGCUUGCUUUCACAAGCGGCACCAGAUGCCUGGCGAGUCAAUUGACCAGUUUAUGACUGCUUUACACGUCUUGGCAGACAAAUGCGACUUGAGAGAAUUCAAGCAGCGCCUCAUCAGGGACCGGUUCGUCGUGGGCCUGCGGGAUGAAAAACUUUCCGAGUCGCUCCAAAUGGAUCCCAAGCUGUCUCUCGCAACUGCCCUGGCGAGGGCCCGCCUAAAAGAGACCGUUCAGCAGCAGCAAGAAGAACUUCGAAACUCCAACGAAGUCCACGACUACACACCGUGCAAGCCAUGUGAGGACGUCAACGUUGACGCAGUGGGCUACCGCAGGAAACCGCAACGCAGCAAGGAAACACGGCCGACAUCAGCUCGUUCCGACGGACCAUGCAUCUUCAGCGGAGGCAACUCGCACCCAAGGACAGCCUGCCCAGCGAGGGACCAGAGGUGCUUCAACUGCGGCUUAAAGGGACACUUCGGCAAGGUGUGCCUCAAAGGGACUUCUCCAGGCUACCAGCGAAAGGUGUAA